This is a messenger RNA of Acanthosepion pharaonis, 828 nucleotides long. The record is from the annotation of a GenBank genome assembly. NCBI's taxonomy places the organism in Eukaryota, Metazoa, Mollusca, Cephalopoda, Sepiida, Sepiidae.
AUGAUUAUCCUCUCUAUUGUGAUAUUUAUUUCGGAUACGGUUCUUACUAUAUCUUCAAGACGAUUUCUUUCUUUCUUUCUUUCUUUCUUUCUUUCUUUCUUUCUUCUGCUUGCUUUUAAACGUACUCGUCCCAAUUAUAACGCUCUCGCUGGUACCACUAUCAUGUCUACAUAUCUGCGUUAUAAUCCAAUUCUUCUAUCUCUCUAUCUAUCUAUCUAUCUAUCUAUCUAUCUAUCUAUGAGUUGUAUCUAUCUAUCUAUCUAUCUAUCUAUCUAUCUAUCUAUCUAUAUUUAUAUCUAUAUAUCCUUUCUUAUUUCUCGCCAAUUCACUUUCUAUAGCUUGCCAGCCGCCGAAACGCUGUAUGAUUGGCCAGAUCUCCCCAUCUAUCUAGCCACUAAUCAAACUGAUCACUCCGUAAAACCGGUUUGCUUAUCUCCCUUGCCUUUUCCGCUUUUCCAUGCCAUCUUCUCAACCCAUCUCCCCAACAAAUCUCCAGUCCACUCAACUACAAUUGUCGUGUCCUCUUUUCUGCCUACAUUUUCUUUCUGCGUGAAAGGAGUAACUCUUCCACCAUAUUGCCCUCUGAUGAAUUAUGUUCCUCUUCCCCUAGUUUAUCGAUUGGCCAGCAAAUUUCCCUUCUUCCUCACAUUAUUACUCUUCGUUUUUCUCUUUAUCGUGUCUCUCUUCACCAUCCUCCUCUUUUGUUAUUCAUAUUUCUUUCUCUCUUUUCUAAAUAGCUUCUAUAUUGAUAAAGAUAACCAUAUCUAUCUAUCUAUCUAUCUAUCUAUCUAUUUAUCUAUCUAUCUAUCUCUUACCAUUUGUGUUUGA